GCUGUCCUCUCUGUGCACGCGCGUGGUCUCCCCCCACCACCACCUCCACCACCACUAGGUCGAGUCGAGGAGGAGGAGGAGGAGGAAGAGGAGGAGGAGGAGGGAUGAGGCGCGCGGCGGAGGGGAAAUGGCUGCCGAAAACAAGCCGGAAGGACUGAAGAAGAUAAGAAAUCCAGAGCGAAUGGUCAGGAUUGCUGUUGGUUACACAGGACACACCCCUCCCAAGAGUGAUGACACUGACGCCAACAAUGAGCCAGGCCAGUUGAAGAUCUACCUUCCUAAGAAGCUGCUGGAGUGUCUACCCAAAUGUUCCUCUCUGCCCAAGGAGCGCCAUCGCUGGAACACCAACGAGGAGAUUGCUGCAUAUCUCAUCACUUUUGAGAAACACGAUGAGUGGCUGACGACAUCGCCAAAAACCAGGCCUCAAAAUGGCUCUAUGAUCCUCUACAACCGUAAGAAGGUGAAGUACAGGAAAGAUGGCUACUGCUGGAAGAAAAGGAAAGACGGGAAGACCACCCGAGAGGAUCAUAUGAAGCUCAAAGUCCAGGGAGUAGAGUGUCUGUAUGGCUGCUACGUCCACUCCUCCAUCAUCCCCACCUUCCAUCGUAGAUGCUAUUGGCUGCUGCAGAACCCAGACAUUGUGCUGGUGCACUACCUGAAUGUACCGGCAGUGGACGAUAGCGGGAAGCCAUGUGGUCCUGUCCUCUGCUCCAUCAACACAGACAGGAAGGAGUGGGCCAAGUGGAGCAAGGAGGAGCUCAUUGGACAACUCAAACCCAUGUGUGCUGGAAGCAGCCUGCAUCAGAAAUGUUCCAGUGUCAAGCAGCGCAUCAUCUCCUCCAAGCAAGAGUCAGGGGCAGCAGCAGGAGGUGGAGCUGCAGUGGGUACUGGCGUAGCAGCAGGCCAGAGAGCUGAGGAAGCAGAUGGCACAGAGGUCCAGAACAGCGAUGUGUCAGAGGGCCAGACAGAGCCCAGUCCUGGAGGGGGCAGGAGCAGAGCGGGAGGAGGAGAGAGGAGGAAUGGCAGGAUAACCAAACCCUCCCUUCUCCCACAGAGCAGCAUGGAAGUGUCCUCAUCUACCUCCGCCAACCAGGUGGAGGUCCCUGACACCACCCAGAGCUCCCCAUUGUCAAUCACCAGCGACAUGGCUGAUAGCCCCGCUCUCGCCAUUGGGGCUGGCUUGUCACAGAGCACAGCUGUGUUCAUGUCUGAGGUCACCACGCUGACUGGGGAUUCGGUUUACUCUGCUGGCCACACCCAUCUGCUGGCAUCCACCCAUGAGAGUACCACCGCUGGCAUCCUGUUGGCUGUUGCCCCUGAAAACCAGAGGUUUACGUCGUUUCCUGGCGGCGUGGGCUUAGGGGAGGGAGGAGAGUUGGUUCUAUCCAGCUCUCUAGACUCUGGUGGAGGAGUCAGCCUUCCUGAGACCACGAUGACCUUUGACCCCGAUUGCUUCCUCAACAAUCCCAAGCAGGGCCAGACGUAUGGAGGAGGUGGAGGGAAGACCGAGGGGUGUAAUGGUGAUGAUGGAGGACUCCACUGUUCUACUAACGGCUUCGUCUACAACCCAGCCCUCGUCAACAACAUCAAGACGGAAACUACACCCCUGGAGCAGCCGCUGUCCACUCAGAGUAGUUAUGUGGGAGAAGGGACAGGCCUCAGCCCCAGCACCACCCUGGAGCAGAUGGACUUCAGUGCUGUGAUGUCAUCAGCCUGUGUCCAGAGUCUGACCCAGCCUGCACACCACCCCUCCCCCAGCCUCUUCCUCCAGGCUUCCCCCCAGACAAGCCAGCCUUCCCAGCUGCAGACCAAUGGUACUGAGGCAACCCAGGAAUCAGGCGAGGCCCAGGCUUACAUAGGCCUGCCCACAGUGCCAACAGACUCUCCAGUCACCAAUGGAGACCCGCAUACACACCUCCACCAAGCCAGCUCAGACCAGCAGGGCCUGUGUGGAAGGAACGGACAAGGAGCGGCAGUGGGCUCUUUUCCUCUAACACCACAGGAUGCCACCGUCGACCGGUCAGGCAGCAGGCGACAUCGAGAGGUUGGGGGCUUAGACAAGGCUUCUGAGAAUGGAGGGGAGCUACUACUCAAGCCUGGGGAUCCUCACGAGGCCUACACGAGUGUUGACACCGAGCACUACUUGCAACCCACAGAUGACAAUGGAGGAGGAGAGGAGGGCGGGGGUGGUGGUGGAGGAGGAGGAGGUGGAGGAGGAGGAGGGGAAAAUGAGAUUAUCUGUAAUGGUGUAAGUUUGUCAGGGGCCAGCAGUUCAGUGGUGGCCAGUCCUCAGUCGAUAGCUGCUGGUGCGAGCAUCGAGGGGGCGCUCUACAGCUCUCCUCUUCCUCAGCAAGGUGGGGGGGUGUCAGCUACAACAGCUGGGGCAGGAGCGGCCAUUAGUCUGGAAGGCUUUGAGGCUUCAUUUGGAAGCCAGUUCUCUGAUCUCAUCAAUGAUUUCAUCUCAGUUGAGGGGUCUGGAGGUGGGGUGGGGGCAGCUGUCACUGGGGUUCUGAUGCCCCAGGAGGGGGCAGCAGGAGAGGAGCAGGGCACAGGAGCAGGCCACCUGCAGGGCUCGGAGGUGGAGCAGGGAGCUCUGGGACUGCUCCAGGAGACUGGGAGGCUGUUUAGUGUGACAGACUACUCCCCAGAGUGGUCUUAUCCAGAGGGUGGAGUGAAGGUGCUGAUCACAGGUCCGUGGUUGGAGUCGAGCAGUGAGUACAGCUGUCUCUUUGACCACAUCAGUGUCCCUGCUGCCCUUAUCCAGCCCGGGGUGCUGCGCUGCUACUGCCCAGCCCACGACACAGGACUGGUGAUGCUGCAGGUUGCUAUGGGUGGUGAGGUCAUCUCUUCCUCUGUGGUGUUUGAAUACAAGGCGCGUGACCUUCCUGCCCUGCCAUCUUCUCAGCAUGACUGGCUGUCCCUCGAUGAUACCCAGUUCAGGAUGUCCAUCUUGGAGCGUCUGGAGCAGAUGGAACAGAGGAUGGCUGAGAUAACCAAUCAGAACCCCAGCUCAGAAACCAUGGCAACCAAGGGCGGCGGAGUGGAAGGAGGAGGAGCCACUGAUCAGCAGCCUCAAAUUUCUACCGAUCAGGGUUCAUUCGAGGGCCGUGUGGUGGUGGUGUGUGAGAAGAUGAUGUCUCAGCCAUGCUGGGCUUCAUCUAAUCAGCUCGUCCACAGUAAGAACUCCAGAGGAAUGACCUUACUGCAUCUGGCUGCAGCUCAGGGCUAUGCAGGGCUCAUUCAGACACUUAUUCGCUGGCGCACAAAGCAUGCCGACAGUAUUGACCUCGAACUGGAGGUAGAUCCUCUCAACGUAGACCACUUCUCCUGCACUCCAUUGAUGUGGGCAUGUGCUCUGGGCCAUACUGAGGCAGCAUUGGUGCUUUACCAAUGGGACCCAAGAGCUCUGGCUAUUCCUGAUUCGCUGGGACGCUUGCCGCUCAACAUCGCCCGAUCCCGGGGCCACACUCGAUUGGCUGAGCUCUUAGAGCAGCUGCAACAGACUCCUCAAGCUCAGGGCCAGCCUGCUGACACUUGGAUGGACAGGUGGAGAGGAGAGUCACAGACCAGCGGAAUAAGCAACAGCCCUACCCCAAACAAUAACUCAGAGCUGAGGAGAGCCAGGGCAGAGAGCCAGCCAGACAACCAGAACCCAAGCUGGAGCCAAACAGGACACAGAGCCCAACAGGGAACCCAGGGAGAACAGGGAGGCCCACCCCCAGCCAAGAGACUUAAACCCAACCCAGACACCCAGCAACAGCUAGCUAACUCACCCCCUGGCACCAACACCCUCAACUCUCUCCUCAACUCGUCCUCCAGUCCUGACCCUCAAGGCUCUGUCCUCCCCAGCACCCUACAAACUCAACCCUCCAACCUCAGCUGUCAGAACACACCUCCUGCCAGCUCCAGCCCUAACCGGCCUCAGCUCCCCAGCGCUCCAUACUCCCACCUGCAGGCCAGGAUAGGGGGGUCUGGAGGGGGCACCAGGUGGAGUCUGAGACAGACUCUGGGGCAGCGUAGCCUAGCCAGGAGGAUUCUAGGAAAAGAACGACUGGCCAUUCACCUGCGCCAAAGAGUGCUGUCUGACAGGGGAGAGGAGACAGAGCUGCUGACCUAUCAGGAUAACACAGAGGACUUGCAGAUGGACAUUACGAUGCUAGCUGAUCACAUCAUGGAGGCAUCAACUGGUAGGCUUAAGCAGGAGGCUAUAGAGACUGAAAUAGAGUCCGGGAAGGUGGGGAUCUGCAGUGAUGUCAGAUUACUGUCUGGUUACCUCAGUGAGGUGGAGAGGUUUCUAAACUCAAAGCCCCAGACUCCUAGCCCCAAACCAAACUCUCUCUCAGGGCCUGAGGAUCAGCAGAGUCCUCAGGCCAAGCAAGCCCUAUCCUCCCCUUUUGACUGGACCUCCUUCCUCUGUGCAGCUAUGAAAGAGGAGAGGUUGAAAACUGACUCGUCCUGUCUAGCCAUGACUGAGGCAGAACAGGGAGAGCUGUAUGAGACCAUCAGGCAUGCUCUGCACUCCCUCAGAAAACAUAAGGGUCCCAUUCAGGAACAACGCAAAGAGAUUGCAGCAGUGAUUCAGCGCUGUUACAAGAGAUACAAGCAGUAUGCACUUUAUAAGAGGAUGACCCUGGCAGCCAUCCUGAUCCAGAGUCGUUUCCGGAGUUUCCAUGAGCAGAGGAAGUUCCAACAAAGUCGUAGAGCAGCGGUCCUCAUCCAGCAAUACUACCGCUCCUAUAGACACUCCCUCAGCAGCCUCCUAACAAAAAAACAGAUCCAGGCUGCUCGCAAGAUCCUGAGGUUCCUGCUUCGAUGCCGCCACAGCCCCUUGAUGGACCAUAGGCCUCUGAAACGGGGCCAGAGAGCAGAGAAAGGCCAGGGGUCCUGAGAGCUCACCGCCAGACCCCACACACAGCCCCCUCAGCCUGUGAGCAAUCUAUAAACCCUCCCCUCCCUCCAUCUUCUCCCUAUUCCUUUCUUCCAUUCUCCCAAAAACUUCUUCCCUUUUCCAUUCCCCAACCCCUUCUCCUGCCCCUUUCUUUCCUCUCCGCCCUCCUUAUUUCUCACCUUCUCUCCCCUCUUCUCUCAAGAGGGAAAAAAAAACUCUUCCCCAGACAGACUGAGGACAGGAUAGGUGUCCAUCAUGGCAGCUCAGACAGACAGACUGCUGGGUAGAGCCCAGGGACCUGGCUCUGCCCACAGCACUGAUCCUCCUCCACAGUUUCACUGGGAGGCCAUCACAUUAACCUCAUGGCAUUCUUUGCACUCUUCAUGGGUAUGUUUCUUUGCAAGAGCAAGUCAACGAGUCAGACGAGAGGACACGAAGGAAGCGCCUGAUGCCAACAUCCUGAUGACUGGAUGUGCUGAAAGGCUCUGGUGAUGAACAGCUGGCUCAAGAUAAAGGCUACUUUGACAUGCAGAAAACAUACAAAACCUUUUGCGUUUUGUAUCCAAACAGUGAUCCAUGAAAGAAUAAGAAAACAUAAACCAAAAAACUCACUUCUAUGUUGCAUUUGCAUGCAAGGUUUCUCCGCUUAUUCCUCCUCUCCAUCAUCCUGAAGAGCUAUAGUGGCAAAAUAUUCAGCUGAUUCAGUAUAUCACAAUACCACCAACCACUCUGACUCACAGGCUUACAAACCUAUUAAUCAGUCACCCGAUCAAAAGGGGAGGAACUGCACUUGAAUGUAAGAGGGGCAUUGUUAGAUAAGGGUUGGGGUCUGAAUAACGAUGUCUUAAUUUGUUACAUGGACUUUGUAUGGAGUCGUUCUCAGAGGCAGCACUUUGCUCGCCUGACGUGGUGUGUCCGUGUUUGUUCAAUUCAAUGCAUGUGUUUGAGCUACGAGCUCCUGCAUGCUUGCCAAACCGCUUUAGUGUUGUUUUUUUUGUAUUUCUAUGUGUAGUUGUGUCUCACUUACGUCCUCAUCAACUUAUCCUUGCCCUGUGUAAUGUGAACUGUGUAAGGACAAAUGACUUAUUUUGGGUGCUUUUUUUUACGUUAUUUAUUCAAGGGUCUAAUUAUUUAUUUAAUUGGCUCAAGAGUGGUUUAGCUUGAGACUGGUUUCCCCCCUUGUGUGGUAAAAUAUGACAUGUUCCAAUGGUUAAAUGUCUCUGUUAGUUUGUUCUUUGAGUGAACCUCUAAAUCCUAACUGUGGUUUUGAGGAGAGAGUCACAUACCAUUGCCUUGACUUCUUCUUGACUCUGAGAGGUCUCUAUGCGUGCUCUGUACAGGACAUGGGUCCUAUACCUGCCCCUAUACAGGGCAUUGGUCCCCAUAUUAGCCCAUACGGGCGAACAAAUCCAUAUUUUGGACUAUUGCAUAUUCCUGUAUAUAAACUGACGAGGUAAGGGGAUACGAGGACCCUGAAACUUUUUCAUAAAAGGACUGUAUUUAAGAUUAUAAAUUAUUUUACUCCCAUAAUGAAAACUUAAGACAGAGACCUGGGUACACAGGAUGGCUGUAUUGCUUGUAAAUAAUGUAGAUAUUACAAACGGAGUAAUGUGCAUGAGAUUUAAGACAAAGAAACAGCAAAAAGAACAUGUUAGUGGCUAUGGACUGUGAGAGGAUUUUAACUGCUUCACUUUAAGAGUAUCCAGUAUAAGUGUUACUGAAAAGAACAUUUUGUUAAAAGCAUGCAACUGAAAAAUCUAAUGUUAGAAUUAUAAGUGGGAAAACAAAGUUAGCUGAAACAAUGAUCUUUCAGACAAAACAUUUACACUUUGUGCUUUUGUUUCUUGGCUAGCAAAAAUGAAAACCCUUUUUGCCAGUAGUGCCAAUUAUUAUGAAUGCUAUUUUGCCUAACAAUAUGUUAUGUUGGGGAAACCAACACCCAAAAGAUAUCAGUAAGAUCCACAGAGGCAACACACACAGACAAUAAACAGUAGAAGAGAUCUAGCUCUAGCUAAACCGUAGACCUCCUACAAGUUCUGAGGUUUGUCUAAGGCAGACUUCCAUGUAGAUUAUGAUGGUGAUGGUGAUGAUGCAAGUAUGAAAAUGAUACUAAUGGUGAUGGAGAUGAUGAUGGUCGUUUUAAUGUGAAUGCAAUGAAUGAUGAUCCAAAAAAGGGAAGAGGGUGCUACAUUCUUUACAAUGGGGUUGUGCUUCAGCAACGUACUAGCUUUUAUUAAGACCAUUAAUCACACCUACAGCAGAUCCAGCCUGGCCUCCAGUCAAAGCUUUCCAUCUUCAAACAGAAUGUCUCCUCCCCACUUUUUUACACAUUCUUUUAUUUAUUUUUUUUAUGUUCUGCUCAUUGUUACUGCCAUUAUUGUACGACAUGUACUUUAGACUUCUGGAAAGCUCUGUUUAGAAAGUGCCUGCUCAAUAACAGAAAAGUGCAAGCUAAUAUCAGGAAAUAUCUAUUGUAUGUCCUCCAAAAGGUUGCCAGUUACCUGUUUAUUUUCCUAAAUUGUGUGUUAAAAAUGAACUUGACAGUGUUAAACUUGAUCCGAGUCUAAGUUAGAAGCUCUAAUUUGUUGGUAUGAAUGAAUGCUCAUGGCCUGAUUGAUGCUAUGUGUUGCUUUACGAGACAAACCAGUAAUUACAGUAUCACUUUAUGCCCCACUUGUGUGUCAGUUUUGAGUAUUAGAACAAGAAACCCGUAGAGUUCAGCCUCUGUGUAUGAAAGGCACUGUCACGAGUCUAUUCAGCGUCCCAGUGUCGCUGCUGGGAUGAAGAUGUGUUUUCUUGCAUGGACUCACUUUGUCUAUCUUUCCUCAAAAUAUGUUCUUGCAGCAUUUAAACGAAAGCGCAACCCAGCAGUUUUCUAGAAGACAAAAUAGCUAUCAUACACACUUUCUUUCUUUGUCUUUCUCUGUCACUCACUCUCUCUCUCUCUCUCUCUCUCUCUCUCACACACACACACACGUAAACACAUACAUACACAGUCAUACACAAAUGUACACAUUCAGACACACAAAAAAAAGCCACACUCUUUCUCUCUGUGCUUAUGUCUUUGGGAACAAUUAAAUCUCUCCCUUAGACUUUACUCAGGGUUGAAGAACAGGGAGAUGGUAUGUGGAGUGUAAUGAUCGCUGACACAGAGUUGUACCACUACUGGUGACUGUGUACAUUUGUGUUUGCAUAUGUAUGUGUACAUAUUUGUGUAUGUUAGGGAUACUCCAGUUGUUCAUUCACUAAUCAGUAUCUACAAAUUUCCAAAUCAUGGUCUUGAUUGACGCACUCCGUCUGAUAUUUAAGUCUCAUUUUGUGAAGAAGCAAAUGUGAUAGGGUUUGCUUCAUCCAAGCUGUGUUUGCAUCACUUUUUCUACAAGAAAAUAAAUCUCCAAAUUCAGUAUUUUAUAGGAUUUUGUUUGAAUAUAAACUAAAUUCAACGCAAGUAAGAAGUGAUAUUUCUAUUUAUACAUGUGCUCUUGUCUUAAACGCACAAGAUUCUUAAUACAAACAAUUCUUAAAUAAUGCAAAAAUAGGUAACGGCCACAUGUCACCUCAAGUUAUGAGAUAGUAUAUUGAAAGAUUUACAAUUGGAAGAUCUCUAUUAUGUGUGUUUCACAUGUUUUCUGAAUUUUCAUCAUACUGAGAGACAGCCAUGGUCAGGACAGCGCUGUCAGGAGCAUUCAUGCUACAAUAUCACUUGAACCUCCUCUUAAACUGACCCCUCCUCUCACAUCAGCACAACUAAAGUCACAAAGAACUCUGCUUUGGACUCCUUUAUAUAUAUUGUAUGAACACACAAACAAAUAUACACACACUCCAACAUCCAAAUGCUUGUGCUUAUCAACACACAAUACACAAAACUAGACACAGAUUUAAGAAAAUCCAUCAAUAUGUUCAUGUUUUUGGAGAGGAUGGUGACUGUAAAAAGAGUAAAUAGAGUAGAAAAAGUAAAAAAAAUAAAAAUAAAAUAAAGAAAUAUUGCCAUAGUAGACAGCUGGUAGACAUGCGCAGAGAUGGCCUCUGUUCUCAUUUGUCCGCCUAGAAAUGAAUGGUAUAACCUUUCAGGCCUUGUUUUGAGAGGGGGCGUGGCCAAACACCACAUUGCAUGCUAGAAUGGUAGACCCUUAUAGAUAAUCUAUGGCUAGACCUCUCCUUGCCUUCCUCUUCUUUCACCCCGUCUUCCCUCUCUCAUUUCCUGCUGUAUUCCCACCUUGCCUGCUGUUGUGUUCUCCAUGCCUAUCUCAGUCUUUCAUUCCUCUUUUUUUUGUAGCUUAGUUUUUACUUUGUUUGUUUUACAAACGUGCAUGCACAAGCAUCACUAAAUUGUUGAUGUUUUUAAAAGAAUAUUUUGUUGCUGAGGCCAUGCAAAGUGUUUUGAAUAUUGCCCUUAUAUGUGGAAAAUGUCUUCUGAAUGCUUUACAUAAUUUCUGCUGUAAAAUGAAAUCAGAAUAAAAAGAAAAUUUGCACUUUAA
Messenger RNA from Siniperca chuatsi (mandarin fish), 9366 nucleotides. RefSeq names its product calmodulin-binding transcription activator 1-like. Gene Ontology annotation, biological process: regulation of transcription by RNA polymerase II. Lineage: Eukaryota; Metazoa; Chordata; Actinopteri; Centrarchiformes; Sinipercidae. Bases 128 to 4888 code for a protein of 1586 amino acids. The transcript has 22 exons. The record is from RefSeq and is a predicted model, not a curated record. Gene Ontology annotation, molecular function: protein binding; double-stranded DNA binding; transcription coregulator activity. Gene Ontology annotation, cellular component: nucleus.